This is a messenger RNA of Petromyzon marinus (sea lamprey), 3794 nucleotides long. It is a transcript of the gene HMGCR, whose product is annotated as 3-hydroxy-3-methylglutaryl-CoA reductase. Gene Ontology annotation, biological process: sterol biosynthetic process; coenzyme A metabolic process; isoprenoid biosynthetic process. Lineage: Eukaryota; Metazoa; Chordata; Hyperoartia; Petromyzontiformes; Petromyzontidae. The record is from RefSeq and is a predicted model, not a curated record. Gene Ontology annotation, molecular function: NADP binding; hydroxymethylglutaryl-CoA reductase (NADPH) activity; protein binding. Gene Ontology annotation, cellular component: endoplasmic reticulum membrane; peroxisomal membrane.
GGUUGGGAGGGGGGCCCCUCCCUCCCCCUCUUCGUACGAUGACGUCAUCACGCGAUGACGUCACCGACCCGGGCGUCACCAUGGUGGUGAGGUUGCCGCAGUGGUAGUCGAGGUGGGGUUUAAAGAUUCCGGGGCUCGUCGUCAGUGAACCGGUAGCUAAAGAUGCUGUCACGACUAUUCCGCGCCCAUGGGCGCUUUGUGGCCACCCACCCCUGGGAGGUGAUAGUGGGCACCAUCACCAUCACGCUCUGCAUGACCUCCAUGAACAUGUUCAUCGGCAACGACGUCGUCUGCGGCUGGAACUACCAAUGCCCCAAAACAGAUGAGGAGGUUCUCAGCAGUGACAUUAUCAUUCUGACCAUCACACGCUGCCUUGCCAUCCUCUACAUAUAUUUUCAAUUUCAAAACCUGCGACAGCUUGGUUCCAAAUAUCUUUUAGGUAUUGCAGGAUUGUUCACCAUCUUCUCAAGCUUUGUGUUCAGCACAGUAGUCAUUCACUUCCUCGGAAAGGAGCUCACUGGACUCAAUGAGGCAUUGCCAUUCUUCCUACUGCUUGUCGAUUUGUCCAAAGCAAGUGCUCUAACCAAAUUUGCCCUGAGCGCCAACACACAGGAAGAAGUGCGGGAUAACAUUGCCCGAGGAAUGGCCAUUCUCGGACCGACCAUCACUUUGGAUGCCCUUGUGGAAAGUCUUGUCAUCGGAGUGGGAACCAUGUCAGGUGUCCGGCAGUUGGAGAUCAUGUGCUCAUUUGGUUGCUUCUCCAUCCUGGCCAACUACUUGGUGUUCAUGACCUUCUUCCCUGCAUGUGUCUCUUUGGUGCUUGAGGUAUCGCGUGAGAGGCGAGAGGGAAGGCCCAUCUGGCAGCUCAGUCAGCUGGCUCAAGUCCUACAGGAGGAAGAGGACAACAAGCCCAACCCCGUGGCCCAGCGCGUUAAGAUCAUCAUGUCACUGGGGCUAGUGCUGGUGCAUGCCCAUAGCCGCUGGCUGGCUGAGCCCGUGGGGGAGAGCAGCCUCUCCAACUCUCCCGGAACCCUUGACGACUUGAACGACAGCUUUCCAAAACGCAUCGAGCCCAGCGUGUCUCUUUGGCAGUUUUACUUUGGACGACUGGUGAGCAUGGACAUCGAGCAGGUGGUCACACUUGGCCUGGCACUCGUCCUGUCCUUCAAGUAUAUCUUCUUUGAGAAGAUAGACGAGAAGGCUGCCUCAGAGAACAGCCACGUUAUCCGCCCACGUUCGCUGGAGCCCACGACAGAUGCCGUCUCCAUCAAGGCCAGGGAAGACAUGUUUGAAGUUAUUAAACCAAAGAACCAACCCGAAGUCGAAGCAGCGGUCGUCCCUACCGUGAUCCCCGGCCGGAUAUCAAGGCCUUCCUUCACACUGGGGGACACCGAUUGGUCUCCAGAGGAGCUGACCGAGGAACUGCUGGAUGAAGAUUCGGAGGAGGAUAUUCCUGCUGAGCCACGGCCCAUCGAAGAGUGCAAGAGGAUCCUCAACUCGGAGAAGGGAGCCCGCUUCCUUUCCGAUGCAGAAAUAGUGCAGCUGGUGCAGGCCCGUUACAUCCCAGCAUACAAGCUGGAGAACCUCAUGGAAUCUCCGGAGCGCGGCGUCCACAUCCGCCGACAGAUGCUGGCGCAGAAGCUGCCAGCGUCCGACGCCCUCGCCACGCUACCCUACCAGAACUACGAUUACUCACUGGUGAUGGGCACGUGCUGCGAGAACGUCAUCGGCUUCAUGCCGGUGCCCGUCGGCGUGGCUGGGCCCCUCCGACUGGACGGGAAGGACUACCAGGUUCCCAUGGCGACCACGGAAGGCUGUUUGGUGGCCAGCACCAACCGUGGCUGCCGCGCCAUCGCGCUGGGUGGCGGUGCUCACAGCGCCGUCCUUGGGGAUGGCAUGACGAGGGGCCCUGUGGUCCGACUUCCUUCCGCUAUCGAGGCAGCCAAGGUGAAGGGCUGGCUGGAAAGCCCAGAGGGAUUCAGCAUCGUCAAAGAGAAGUUCGAUAGCACCAGCAGGUUCGCUCGCCUGCAGCGUCUGCACGUGGGCCUGGCCGGACGCAAUCUCUACAUCCGGUUCCAAGCUCGCACAGGCGACGCAAUGGGCAUGAAUAUGAUAUCCAAGGGCACAGAGCUAGCACUGAGCCGUGUCCAAGAGGAGUUUCCAGCCAUGCAGGUGCUGGCCGUAUCGGGGAACUACUGCACGGAUAAGAAGCCGGCCGCCAUCAACUGGCUACUGGGCCGGGGCAAGACGGUCGUGAGCGAGGCAGUCAUUCCUGCCAAGGUGGUACACGAGGUGCUAAAGACAACAACAGAAGCCCUGGUGGAGGUGAACAUCAGCAAGAAUCUAAUCGGUUCAGCCAUGGCGGGCACCAUUGGAGGCUACAACGCUCACGCUGCCAACAUCGUCACAGCCAUCUUCAUUGCCUGCGGACAGGACCCUGCUCAGAAUGUGGGCAGCUCCAACUGCAUGACCCUGAUGGAGGCAACCGGCCCGUACGGGGACGACCUGCAUAUCAGCUGCACCAUGCCGUCCAUCGAGAUUGGCACUGUUGGAGGUGGCACCAACUUGGCCCCACAGCAGGCCUGCCUCAAGAUGCUGGGCAUCCUGGGCGCCAGCAAAGAUGAUCCCGGCUCCAACGCCUGCACGCUGGCACGCGUGGUUUGUGGCACCGUGCUGGCUGGAGAGCUGUCCCUCAUGUCGGCACUGGCAGCCGGACACCUCGUCAAGUCCCACAUGAUCCACAACCGCUCCAAGAUUAACCUACACGAGGUGACUGGGAACUGUACCAACAAGGCCGCCUGAUGGAGCAGUGGAGUCAUCAUAGUGGAGACAACACACACACACACAUCUGCUCGACGGAACAACCGCAGUGCGGGUGUUAACAAAGCCACGUGCUUAAUGGAACGACGUUGCAGCUGGUUAUGGCGCUGUGGUAGGCGCGAGGCGGCUGAAGGAAUCCUGCGUUUGCAGGCCAAUGAUCCGCUCACAUGUACCCCUUUCCUGACCCUUCGUCAUGUUUCACGUUCCCCAAAAUGUUAGGAAAUGAGUGUUAGACGUUGCAGUUUGUCUUGUAUCAGAGUAAUGGUUUCAAGAUGAUCUUGCCAAUUCUUUCCAACGUUUUGUUACGGUCCUGACGUUUAAAUGUUCUUAAUCAUAUCAUUCCAUGAACAAAGUCAGCUUUGGAAGGGAACGUCCAAAUAUUUUACAAUUUCAACCCCUGACUUUGUUUUAUGAAUUUCAUUUGCAAUUGUUUCCAUCCGCUGCUUGAACAUGGCUCUGUGAUAAGUGUGAGUACCAAAUUGCAUAGCCAGUGGAGAAUUUGCUUACAUGAAAUGCAAAUAGCAUCUUUUUAAAAUAAAAGUACUGUUGACCAUAAACAGGUAAAUAUUCAGUACAGACAUAUACAUUUGCUGCUUGUUUUAGUUGCGUGUGUAAAUAACCAGUUUUGUUUACAUUGUUGCUUUUAAGCCCAUAGUUUUGUAAACCUGAAUAUUGCUUUGUAGCCACAUUGCAAGUCCUGUACAUCAUAAAUCGGUGUUCUGACUUCACUCUUAUGAAGGUGCCCGUGGUCUGGGCAUUGUCUCCACGUCGUCAAUGGUUCUCAGUUGAAGUUUUAUGGCACUUUUGGUAUGCAGAUUAACUUAGCUGUGGUUUUGCAUACAUCACUUUCAGAACGGUGGCUUUCGGUUGUAAAGACUUUCUUGUGCAUUUGCUUUGUGCAUUGCUUCUGAUGCUGUGCUGCAGUGGGAUGUUAAACGGUACAUCAUUAAAAAAGGCACAACCCAAACUUUAAA